CGGUCACCCAUCCGACUCUGACACCGUCCCUCACACUUUUACUCGGUCUCAUGCUUCAUCUUAACAACUAUGAGGGGAAGAAACCAGCGUCACGCGAAUGGAGAUUUGGCAAAAUCACGCGAAAGAGUGUCCACCCUUUGUUUGGAUGUCUUUUUAAAUAUUAACAAGUUGUCAUGUCAUCUCUGACAGGAGGGAGAGAAAGAUUUACUGCCUCGGAUCCUAAAGUGCAGCAUCACUGCGAGUCCUCCCGAGUUUGCGCAAGUAUUAAAGGGAACGACUGGAACUGCCGUCCCUACGAGCGCCCCACGCCCGAGGGUGCGGGGGGAUUCAGGAGCAUGUACUUCCCGAGAGCUGAGGCUGUCCCGUCCUACAGGACUCUGCCUGGUUCUGUGGGAGAGCGUAUCAUGUCCUUGAGCAGCACUCUGCACAGAAAUGCUGCUCGGUCGGAGAGGAAAGAUGCGUGCUGUGAAAGAUGCUCAGCCACCCUUGUUGCUCUCAAGAAACAAGCUCUCAGCCUGUCUGUCCAUCAUCACUUCUCUUGUAAGGACACUAGUGACCUGUGUGUAUUUCUUCAAGACAACCUACGCGUCCACAGCCGGUCGACCUUAGAGUCCCGGGACAGAGGCAAGGAGCUGGGUGAGUGUGCCACCUGUGGCACAAAGCUGAAUCAGCUCAAGCACGAGGCAGUACACUUGGCCCUGAACAGCAGUCGUCAAUCAUCCAGCGCCAGGAAUGCUACACUGCUGGGACCAAGUAACACAAAACUUGGGGACAGGGCUGCCUCACAACCACAUGGCCUCAAUCACUGCCCUCGAAGCCCUAAAACGCCUCAGAGAACCCCACAGACACUUAGACGGAGGAUAGCCAAGCCCCCCAAUCAUGAUAUGGAUGGCUGGGUUGAGGAGCAGCACCGUGUUCCUACUGACGGUGUCACCUUUUAUCCCCACAGUCAGGCGUCAGACAAUGACGUGUUAAGAUGUACUGAUGUUGUACGUGCUAGCUCCAAGAUCCCUCACCUCUCCAGGGUUGUGACCAUUGCAAAUACUGCUGCCAUGUCCUUUUUGGCCAGGGCAGCAGAAAAGCUCAACCUAAGGAGAAAAGGACAGGCAUCAGAUGCAGCUCCUCCUCACUUCUCCAACAGCUUCAGGGAUCUCAUCCAGAAAAACCCUCCGCCUGUCCCCUCCUGCCUGCUUCAAGCUGCUAUCAGAACCAAAGACUCACUCAAUGUUGGCAAGGUCAAAGUUGUGUUGCGAGUGAAUCCAACAAUGAAUGAGGGCCAACCCCCGGUUCUCCACAUUGACCCUUCCAAAAAAAGAGCCAUUUUGUUGGAACCCGUGUGCCAAAGUUCACCACGCGCCAAGAAGACCUCCAAUCGUGAUGGAAAAGAUCUUCUGAAGGCUUUUCAUUACGAUGCCAUCUAUCCUCAAGACUCUAGUCAGAUUGAAGUGUGUGCCGGCGUAUUGGCUGAUGUCAUUCGCUGCGUGCUGAGCGGCAACGACGGAUGUGUCCUGGGUUUGGGGUGCGCUGAUGUGGGCUCCUGGUCCAGCAUGGUAGGGAAUGCUCAGAGCAUCCAGAAGCUCGGGGUGAUUCCAUGUGCUAUCUCAUGGCUGUACAACGCAAUCGAGAAGCGGCGGGAGAAGACGUGGACAGAUCUGACUGUAUCCGUGUCUGCUGUGGAACUCUGCUGUGGAGAGGAGGACACGCUGAGAGAUCUACUGGGGGAGGUUGUCCCUUCUUUAGGAAGUAUGCAGGACACCCCAAGAGCUAACAUUCGGCUCCAAGAGGACCCCAUCCAUGGGAUACAGCUCCGGAACCACAAUCGGGUCAAGGCCCCAACUGCAGAGCGGGCCGCCUCCCUCUUGGAUGUAGCCAUUGCAGCACGCAGGCACAAUGACUUCACCACAUUUUUGUCCCACAGCUCCAUAAUGUUCUUCACACUGCACGUCCAACCCCCUCGCACACAAGAAAGCAGUACCAUUGGGAAAGGUUCACGCAGCCCAACCAAGUUGACCAUGAUUGAUGUCUGUAGUGGUAUGAAAGGAGGGGUUGGAUAUAUCCGAAAUAGACCUCCGCAUUCGGACCUGGGCCCAGUUGUGUUGUCGCUACUGAGUGGGCAUAAAACGAUCCCUAAAAAGGGAAGUAAGUUAACUAUGCUUCUUCGAGAGUCCCUGAGUCAUGCUAACUGCCACAUCGCAGUAAUUGCUCAGGUUGCUAAUUCAAUGGCCCAGUUACAGGAAACCACCUCUAUCAUCCAGCUAGCUUCUCGCAUCCGUAGGACACAGAAGAGAACAAAGCAAUCCAGUUCAUGCUCACCUAGUGGCAGGAGUUUGACAAGACAAAAAAGAGGACCUCCAUCUUUUUCCUUGCGAGCUUUCCACUCUACAGAUGAGGUUGAUGUUGACGUACAACAUUUUCGUCUCCGUGGUGAGCUUGAUGAACGCUCUAGCAGUGACCAGUCUUGUGAUACAGUCAUCCAAAUAGAUACUGAUGGCUUAAUCCAGCCUAGAGCAGCCCCAAGGUUAGCAAAGCCUGCGUUUGUGCCCAUUAUACCCUCUUUACACCCAAACAAGGCUGACAUGGAAGACCCGGAGUUUACCGCUUUACUCCAAGAGCUGCUGAAAAUUCCCAAACUUCGUGGAGAGAACAAGAAAGAUGAUCCUCAGGGACAGGCUGAAAUUCUGAAAUCUGAAUUGACGAAGCCAGAAAAAGACUAUCUUAAAUGUGACACGUUUACUGAGCUUCAAGAGCGCUUGGGCUGCAUCGACGGAGAGGAAACGAUGGAUUUGCUGAAGUCCUCCUCCAAAUGCCAUCCAACUCAUGAUGCCACACACAAACCACAAUCUGAGAAAGUGACAGGGAAACAGGCUACCACUGAAUCAUUGGAGGCACCAGUCAUGAUGAAACAGGUUUUAGGCUGCAGUCAGACAUUGGGUCGAGAAAAACAAACAGACAGUGCCUUUAAUGGAGACAAUUUUCAGAGAGAGGAUUCUGGUCUUUAUGAUUGUGAGGAGUGCAGUGCAACAAGUUCGAGUGAGGAGCCGCUGAAUCAAACUCUCAAUCGCAACACGACUUAUCGCUAUCAGUUAGCCACAUCUGGAGCUGCUCAGUCUAUUGACACACUGUCUUCUCAAUCUGUAGAUGUGAAAACACAGUGCUUUCCUACUACCAGUUCCAAUGAGCCUACUGCAAGGAAGGAAAGUCAUGAAGCAGCGGACUGGUUCAAAGCAGACAAAAGGACUUCACCCGUUGGAAAAAGUUUACCUGCCUCACCCCCUUCUCCACCCAGCAAUGCUACAAAACCUUUAGCUAGCAGUGUAUUACUUGAGGGCACUAUGGCUAAUGAGCUCAAAAAGGAUGCCAAGGAAAUGAAGGCAACUAUCACUGUUACUGUUCAGCAGCCACUUGAUUUGAAGGGUCAAGAUGAGCUUGUUUUUUCUAUGGUGGAAGAGGUGACCAUCAGCAGCACGCUGGACAGUGGAAGGACUGGAGGGAACAUCAUUUGCAUCAAAGAUGCUGCCCAGUCGACACCACAGAUACACUGUUCCACAGGGUCCCAACCGAUCCAAAUUAUAAGCAAUAUAACGGAAGAUUCUGUAGCAGCAAGUCAGUCAAAUGUCACACAGACCACUUUUGUUCAUCAAGGAAGUACGAUGACUGAUGCUGAAAAAUUACAGUAUCCGUCAAGAAGAGAAAGAGCUCUACCUUCAUUUAUAAAUCCCAUGCUGAUAAAUAUGGAUGAACAGUGUGAUUCAGAUCAUGUGAAAGAAAUAGAAAGAACCGAGACUACAAUAACAUGUUCAGCUUCUAUGUCUGCUUCUGAGACUCACAAAUUAAAAUCAGACAAUAUAGGUAACCCAACCUGUGGUCAGAGUUCUUCUGACACAGUGGUCUUAGGCAGCAACUCUUUUGGUAACAACACUGCAGAAAACAAAAUGUGCGGUGAGAGGAUCAGAAAUACUGACAAGAGCCACCAUGGAAACUGGGAGCAUGUUUACUCCUUAAACCCUCCAAAAGCAUCUCUAGGGGAUGAAUCAGCUCGCAAACGUCUUGGGAAUACUAGAUUAAUUGGUGUUUCUCUAGGUUGCCUGGAUACAACUGGUGAGUCCUUUAAUACAGGUAGUUUGCCUCGGAGCUGGCUGAAUGCCAACCACCAGGAAACUCACCAUCAGAUGGCAGACGGCUGUCAAGACCCAAGGGGGUUGACAUCAUCCACUCCCUGCAGCCCAAGGGUAACCCUAGAGAGGAGACGAGGCAAGCAGUCUUCCCCUGUGAACCAUAGCCUCCACAAUGUCUCUUUGUUGAAAUAUGAAACAGACUACAAACAGGAUGCUAGGAGACCCCUCAGAAGGGGUGUUGGAUCAUUGUUUGAAACCUCAAAGGUAGGCAUGAAACAUGAUCAGAUGGCUGGGAGGAUGAUGUCACCGUUGGACGAGAGUGGCAGACUUUUUAGUGCCAAAAUGGAUCAAUUUGCAAGCACAUCCCUUGGGAGGAACACGUGUGAAAUCCCGACUUUUGACCGGGGCAGCAACAACACCUCUCCAAACUUUCAGGGUACCCCCAAGAAAUGUUCUGAUGGACAUGGCAAAGGCGCUCAUAAAGGAAAGAGUGUUGGGGAUGGUACAAUACCGAGAGCUAGCAGAAGCUCCAGAAAGACCCGCCAGAGUAACCACAGUCAUAAUUCCAUUCCGUCUGAAACUGUAACUCUAUCCAGGCUGACACAUUCAAAGCUGUCUGCUGUCGGGAAACUUAAGAUGGCAUGUCCCAAAGUGCGACGCCUAUCUGCUCCUAGCAUCAAAAACCUCAGUCUCCCCCGUAAAGGCCUGCAGCAGUCCAUCAACCGGAGUGCCAGUCUUUCACCGGACAACAAAACGGUUAGCUUUGAGGGGACUUCCUCAUUUCUCUCCUCUUCCCCUUCACCCUCUUGUCAUUCCAUCAGCAGGACGCCUAGUCAAAGCUCCACAUGCUCAUCCACAAAAUCUGCCAUCCAAGGAUUCACCAACGGCCGCAUUACAGACUUCUUAAAGGAAAGGCCUGCCAGCCCCACUGUUUCAGGGCUAGAGCCAUUGGGCCCGUUUCCUUCUCCUUACACCCAGCUCACCUCUCCACGCACACCCCCUCACAUGAGUGGACAUGCAAGCGACACCACAAGUGUUCUAAGUGGUGAUUUACCACCAGCUAUGGGUAAAACAUCGCUGUAUUUCUCGAACAGGAACAGUACAAUGAGCAGUGGAUAUGAUAGCUUGUUAAGGGACAGUGAAGCCACUGUAAGCGACAGGAGUGACAGGAGUGGCUCUUACCUCAGAGAAGCUCACAGUAGCAGAUCAUCUCGGCGGAGAGGCAACACAGGCACCAACCCACGUGAUCUCUCUGAUGACACACCCCUCGAAACGAGACAAUCGGCCAACAGCCUGAGAUCUCGAUGGGCGGAUCAUGAAAUCCCAGAGAAUUACGACAUCAAAGUGUAUGAGAUUGACAACAAGAAACGGAUGCAGAAAAAAGAGACUCACAUGCUUCAGCGGCAGGCAGCAGUUUUUGGAGCUCACACAGAAGACGAUCAUAGACGUCGGAGCCCAAUCCCUCAAAUUGAGCAGAGAUCUGGAGUGGGUCGGACAGGAUCUCACGCAGGAGGCCAUCGUUCAGAACCAAGACUACAUUCUCUUUCAUCACUGUCCGGCAGGCGACCUUUGGCAGAAUUUCGAGGUGGACACUCUGGAGCUCCUGGAGGACCUUAAAGAUGAGGCUGGAUGGCUGAAGAUUUUAUGGAUAUCUACCUUACAGGAUUGUAUCACAGGGAACUGCGGUUUAUUAAAAGCCAUAGAGCUACCUGCAUUACACAUAGUUAAAUCAGGUACACACUACAUAUAAUAUGUAUGUAUUCUUAACUACACCGUUUUUGUGGCUCACCACUUAUUUGAAUGCACGUCACCUUGAUGUCACCUCAAAAUUUCUUUAUACUAAUAUUGUUUUCAUUGUAAGUCGAAGGUUAAAUUAGGUAAAAUACUGAAACACUUUUAAUUGAGGAACAUUAAAACUGUCCUUUCAGCGCUCAUGUACAUGUUUAUUUCUUUGCCAUAGUGUCGAUACUGUGCUGUAUAUAGGGAUGUUUAGUUAUUGUUAAGUUGUUGGUCUAGUUGGUCUCUUCGAUCUCAAAUUUGAGCACAUUUGGGAUUUUUUUCUAUGUAUUUUUUUGCCUUCUUCUUUGUCACUGAAUGUAAAUAUGUGUCUUGUGUGUAAUUUCUGUCCGUCUGCCAAUUUGCCUUAUUUAUAAAGAAAACACAUUCAACACUACCAUGACACUCACUGUAGGUUUUGCCUGCCAUUGAAAUCUUUUUUGAUGAAAAAAACGUUAGCUUGUAAAGGUUUUUAUUGAGUCGACGGCUGGUUUACCCCUUUUGUUUAUUGAGUUGAUUUUUUUUUGUUUAAAAUGAACUGUUUACAGGAAAAUCCCAUUUUACUUGUUGUGCUGUAUAUACAUUUUGGUGCUGAACAACAUGGAAAUAAAAUUGUAAGCAUUUUGAACCAAAUGUAAAAGAAAAGUGCAGAAUUUUUGGUCCAAAAUAUCUUGAACUAGAAUAGAAAUGGAAAACAUUUGGAGGAAGUAAUUUUUGCAAAAGGAGAAUCUACAAAAUAUUCAUGUAUUUUUUCUGUCGGUAAGUAAUUGUCCGACUAUAUGUCACUGAUAUGAACUUUUCACUUCUCAAAUAUCACUGUUUGUUUGCUAUAUGCAGGGGUGAAAGUGGGCUGGAACGGUCCGGUACGCUGUUCUGGUAUAAAAUUUGGAGGCGGAACGGUACUUUGAUCCCGAAAAUAUGACGGCAACUGUCAAACCUCCGUGUUUAAAAAAAAAACAAAACUGCCAGGCUGCCACCCACGCAUCUCCAAGAUGAAAACAAUCUACUGACGCCAGAUUUACAUACACAAGUGUUAACAACAAGCCUAAUAAAGUGCUUGUGUAGCGUCAUGCGUUUCCACCAAUAUUUAUUAUUUAUUUAUUCCACGGAGUUCUCCCAGCGUGUGUAUCUGAAUCCGACGAGACGCAGCUAACCACCCUGCCUGACCGUUGAAUUGGCUGACAUAUUGAAAUAUGAUCAGCAUGGAUAGUUAGCUCUACUUGGUUCAAAUGCACAUGUUUCUUGGACAGCAACAAAAGAAAAAAAGAAAAAGUUUGUUGAAUUAAUGCGAUAAAAAAGGGCAAUGCAACAGAAAAUUGACUAGAUCUUUAAGAAAAAGGAGAAUGUUGAAUAGGCUUAUUCUACUUGUAUAUUCCAUUUGACUGCAUAAUGUUAGUUAUUUGUAUUUGUUUUUGAUGUAUGUUACUUUUUUUUUUUUUUUAAUAAGUCAAUGUUUACAUUAUCAAUUUUUAAUGUACAUCCU
Molecule: messenger RNA, 7374 nt
Organism: Corythoichthys intestinalis (scribbled pipefish)
Lineage: Eukaryota; Metazoa; Chordata; Actinopteri; Syngnathiformes; Syngnathidae
Gene: kif26bb
Product: kinesin family member 26Bb
Exons: 15
Coding region: 174-5732 (1852 amino acids)
Biological process (GO): microtubule-based movement
Molecular function (GO): microtubule motor activity; ATP binding; microtubule binding
Source: RefSeq, a predicted model, not a curated record